Molecule: messenger RNA, 2666 nt
Organism: Tripterygium wilfordii
Lineage: Eukaryota; Viridiplantae; Streptophyta; Magnoliopsida; Celastrales; Celastraceae
Product: probable beta-D-xylosidase 2
Exons: 7
Coding region: 172-2478 (768 amino acids)
Biological process (GO): arabinan catabolic process; xylan catabolic process
Cellular component (GO): plant-type cell wall
Molecular function (GO): xylan 1,4-beta-xylosidase activity; alpha-L-arabinofuranosidase activity
Source: RefSeq, a predicted model, not a curated record
AACCCUUCACGGCUUCACCAUGAACGGUCAUCAACCCAACCAAAGCACGCACCCCAGCUCCCUGACUUUCAUCGAACACUUGAUGAACAUGAACACAGAGCAUGCGCUCUAUAAAUACACACAUUCCAUAUCCUCAAAACAAUAAAACAAACCAUUUUUUUUCUCCAAUCAAUGGCUUCCACCACCACAACAGCAUCCCUCACUGUUCUCUUCAAUCUCCUCCUUUUGGGUUCUUCGAUUGCUGGAGAGCAUUUCGCUUGCGAUGAAACGACAAAGGGACUGCCGUUUUGUCAGAUGAAACUGCCUAUACAGGAGAGAGUGAAGGACCUUGUUGGGAGGUUCACAUUGCAAGAGAAGGUUAGGCUGCUAGUGAGUGGAGCAGCGGCGGUGCCACGGCUGGGGAUUAAAGGGUACGAGUGGUGGUCGGAGGCUCUUCAUGGCGUCUCCAACGUGGGCCCAGGGACUAAGUUCGGUGGGGACAUUCCUGGGGCCACUAGCUUCCCUCAAGUGAUCACAACCGCUGCUUCUUUCAAUGCUACUUUGUGGGAGGCCAUUGGACGGGUGGUGUCAGAUGAGGCAAGAGCAAUGUACAACGGUGGAAUGGCUGGGCUCACAUUUUGGAGCCCAAAUGUCAACAUCUUUAGGGACCCAAGGUGGGGCCGUGGACAGGAGACUCCCGGGGAAGAUCCAGUUCUAGCCGGUAAAUAUGCGGCGAGCUACGUCAGAGGUCUACAGGGAAAUGACGGUGACCGGUUGAAAGUGGCCGCUUGUUGUAAGCACUUCACGGCUUAUGAUCUCGAUAACUGGAACGGCGUGGAUCGCUUCCACUUCAAUGCAGAGGUAAGCAAGCAAGACAGGAAGGACACAUUUGAUGUACCCUUCAGGAUGUGUGUCAAGGAAGGGAAGGUUGCGAGUGUUAUGUGUUCUUAUAAUCAAGUCAACGGUGUCCCUACUUGCGCUGACUCUAAUCUCCUAAGGAAGACUAUACGUGGGGCAUGGCAGCUCAACGGGUAUAUAGUCUCGGAUUGUGAUUCAGUUGGGGUAUUCUAUGACACCCAACACUAUACUUCUACUCCUGAAGAAGCCGCGGCAGAUUCUAUUAAAGCAGGUUUGGAUUUGGACUGUGGGCCUUUCUUGGCACUACACACUGAAGAUGCAGUGAAAAGAGGCCUAUUGACGGAGAGUGAUAUUAAUGGGGCCUUAACUAGCACACUAGCAGUCCAAAUGAGAUUGGGCAUGUUUGAUGGCGAGCCAUCAGCCCAGCCAUAUGGACAUCUCGGCCCAAAAGACGUGUGCAGCCCAUCUCAUCAAGAUCUCGCACUCGAGGCAGCCAGACAAGGCAUUGUUCUACUCAAGAAUCAUGGCCCUUCAUUGCCCUUAUCCCAUCUCCGUCAUCGCAACAUUGCUGUAAUUGGGCCUAAUUCUAAUGCUACCGUCACUAUGAUAGGCAAUUAUGCUGGUAUUGCAUGUGGAUACACAUCCCCUCUUGAGGGGCUAGGAAGGUAUGGGAGCACAAUUCAUGAGAUGGGCUGUGUGGACGUACAUUGCAAUGAUGAGGAGCUAUUCAGUGGAGCAAUUGAUGCUGCAAGCCAAGCAGACGCAACGGUUCUUGUUAUGGGCCUGGACCAGUCCAUUGAAGCAGAAGCUAGAGAUAGAGCAGACCUGCUUCUCCCAGGUCGACAACAAGAACUUGUAUCGAAAGUAGCCAAGGCCUCUAGAGGCCCAACAGUAUUGGUCCUAAUGUCUGGUGGUCCUAUUGACGUCUCCUUCGCUAAAAAUGAUCCUCGCAUACCUGCCAUUAUAUGGGCCGGAUACCCUGGCCAAGCUGGAGGAUCCGCCAUUGCUGAUAUCUUAUUCGGAACCGCCAAUCCAGGAGGUAAGCUGCCUGUGACGUGGUAUCCACAGGACUAUCUUACAAAUCUUCCAAUGACAAGCAUGGCAAUGCGAUCCAGCCCAUCAAAAGGCUAUCCAGGAAGAACUUACAGGUUCUAUAAGGGUCCAACGGUGUACCCAUUUGGGCACGGUAUAAGUUACACCAAUUUUGUCCACACCAUUGCAAGUGCACCCACGAUAGUGGCUGUACCCCUGGACGGGCGCUAUAGACCAGCCUCAAACGUCACCGUUUCAGGCAAGGCAAUCAGGGUCACACAUGCUAAAUGCGCGAAACUAUCAAUCGGGCUUGAAUUGGACGUUAAGAACACAGGGUCCAGAGAUGGAACUCACACAUUGCUUGUGUUUUCAACACCACCAGCUGGUCACUGGGCCCCGCACAAACAGUUGGUGGGCUUUGAAAAAGUCCAUGUUUCGGCCCGGUCUGAGCAACGGGUUGGGAUCAAUAUACACGUAUGCAAGUACUUAAGUGUGGUGGAUCCAUCUGGGAUUCGAAGAAUUCCGAUGGGUAAACACAGUCUGCAUAUUGGUGAUCUUAAACAUUCUGUUUCACUCCAAGCUGCAACUCUAGGAGUCAUCAAGUCAUAAUUUUUUUUUCCUUCUUUUUUGAAGGAGAUUUAAGGGGAAAUUUGAAGAAAAGAAGAAGGAUCCAUUUGUUCAAUUCAAGUUGUAAUUCAUUAAAUUGGUCCAUUCAUAAGGACUCAUAGUUGAAUAUUGUUGUAUGAGUAUGAGUCAGCAAAAUCAAUUAAUUGCUAUUGAGGGAGGAUAUACUACCA